AUGUAUACGCGGAUAAUGCGUUGGUACAUUAACGCAUAUAAUCUCACGACCGUGCCGCGGACAUCCCUACUAUUAACAACACCGCUCUCGUCCCUCCCCGCGAACAAGUCCCAUCCCCAUCUCCCUCCUCCAGAGCCCCACCCACGAAUCGCCUCAUCGCCGCCUUCGAAGCCCACCUACCCACUCUCUCAAAUCUCAGACGUCAUGUCCUACCACGACACCAUCCACGUACCCCUCAUUCAAAAGCUCGUAGGCGAAUCGUUCCCGAUCUCCCACGCGCGCCACGGCACUGUCUCAAGUGUCAGCACGUCCCCCGAUCCUUCCAACGCCCCCGUCAUCAUCUUCGGAGGGAAGCCCGAGGAUUAUUGAUUAUAAUGAUAUCG
This is a messenger RNA of Periconia digitata, 383 nucleotides long. The record is from the annotation of a GenBank genome assembly. Lineage: Eukaryota; Fungi; Ascomycota; Dothideomycetes; Pleosporales; Periconiaceae.